CCCAUUUUGCUUGCCUUGUCAUUUAUUGUAUUGCUGGUUGUCAAAGCGAAACCCAAGGAAAAACGUACGUAAUCCAGACAAUGGCGGUUCCAAAGGCAAGCAAGGCACCGGCCCCUUCUUCACCCCGGAUAUGGCUGGCCACUGGCAAGCAGAUGGCUGCAAUUAUUAGGAAUAUGCUGAGGCAACCCCGAUCGGCAUUUAUGACUUUUGAAAAGUGGGCGGCGCCGUUGCUGGCACAAAUGGGCGACACGACUGACUCCGCUUGUUCCCUAGAAGCCAGGCUGUCGCUGUUUGAACGGUGCAUGGUGCAAGUGAAGCUGCAGUGCGGCAGGCGUCAGACAUCUGCCAGGAGUGGGAUUAUAUGUACUAGCGAAGACGGCGACAUGCCCAUUGGUUUCAUCACCCUUGCUGACCGGGCAAUGACGAUGAAUAACGUCACUACUAUGACUGGUACGUGUUCACUGCACGGCCUGUAUGGUAUGUGGGCCCAUGAAUCACGCAUGGUUACCCUAGUGGAUAGCGAUAGACGACCUACUCAUAGGGCCUAUUUGACGGUAAUCCCUUGACACGCUUAUGCGAUAAUACAUAUACCCGCUACUGAAAAUAAUCAAUGCCUUGCACUUGUGGAGUAGCGAGGAACAUCACUGGAGGUGGCCAGGGGUAAAGCGUGUCCUGUCCCAGUAUCAAAAUAGAAGGGAGGGCGGAGAA
Linderina pennispora is the source of this 708-nucleotide messenger RNA. RefSeq lists its product as uncharacterized. The record is from RefSeq and is a predicted model, not a curated record. The coding region runs from base 81 to 566 and encodes 161 amino acids. The transcript has a single exon. NCBI's taxonomy places the organism in Eukaryota, Fungi, Kickxellomycota, Kickxellomycetes, Kickxellales, Kickxellaceae.